CCGAGCGGCGCCGGAAUCGGCCGAAGAGUCGACCUACACACGCAGCGGCUGCGAGAGCCCGAGUCGAGGCGAGCGCAGCAGCGCGACGGCGGCGGCGAAAGGAACGAGCGUUCGAGAGAGAGAGAGAGAGAGAGAGAGAGAGAGAGAGAGAGCAAGAGAGACGGAGCGAGCGAGAGCGCACGGCACGGGGGCCCCAGAAUGCAUUGAGCCACCACGGCAUGUGCCUUUCUUCGUGCGUCGGCCAUUUUGUAGUUUCCUCGAGGAAAUCGCGCUGCUGUCGCCGCUGCCGCUGCUCAUAGAGAGACAGACAGGCGACGAGCCCAGCGCAGGCAGCCCUCCUCCUCGUCGAGCAGCCGCCGGGAAGCAGACGGAGUGCGCCGCUAGCAGUGGUAAGCUGUGCGUCAGUUGUCGUCGCCGCCGUCGUCGUCGGAAAGAGAAGCUGCUCGCUGCGAGUUGCCGUCGUGUGCUCUCUCGCUACUGCAUACAUAGAGAGAGAGAGAGAGAGAGCUGCGAGACUCGGAGAGCAGUGUGCGUGUGUGUGAGUGCUGUGCAAUAUAUAAUAUUAUAGAGAGACGCCUAUGAGAAACUCGUGUUGUGAGACUACGUCGGGACAAUAAAGUUACUUACUGCCGAGUGACAGUGUUCUUUAAAGGGCUCCGCGGACUCGCGCGAGUGCAGCAUUUAGCCGCCGUUCGUUCCUCGCUCUCUCUCUCUCUCUCUCUCUCUUUCUCACUUCAUACACCCGAGAGAUUCUACGUAUAGCAGCAGUCAGUCCUCUGCCUAGCUCCGUCUCUCUCACUCUCAGUACUCGACUCCCCAUCUUUCUCUCUCUCUCUCUCUCUCUCUCUGGCUAUCUCUCUCUCUAGUUCGUACGUUCCAUCGUUCUCGGCUCUCGGUGUGUGCUGCUGCUGCGGCUGGCUCUUUUCGAACAGCUCGGCUGCCUCGUGUGUGCUUGCUGCGUGCUCGGAGCUCGGGGAGCCAGCUCUCUCACUCUCUCUAAAAGGGACAGUCCGCGCAGCGCUACAACGACGAGCAUCGGCCGCCCGCAACACGACGACGACGCAGUCACUUGGAGGACAGACACGGCUGCGUGGAGCAGCAGCAGCAGAGCCAAUCAAUUGGGUCUGUCAUUUUACCCAGGCUACGUGUACAUGAAUGGGGACAUUGGGAAGCUCCCAGCAGGGGCCGGUUACCCAGCCAGCCCUGAAGCCUUGGCAACCAUUGGAACUAGUGCUCCUGCUCUAGACUAUAGCGUCAUGAACGGAGGAGCGCCUGCCGGAGAACUGAUGCUGGACACGGGUGUGGGCAGCCUGGAGCCUUUGCCCCAACUUGCCAUGGGUAUGGGAGGCGCUGUUGGCUAUGCACCCAUCGAGAUGGCACCUCUCACCGAUGUCACUGUACCGCCAAACCAGAUGGGCGAACACUCCACGCCAAACAUGCCCCUUGAUCAACUCAAACAGAUGCUCUCUUCCCAGCUUGAAUACUACUUUUCCCGAGAGAAUUUAGCUAACGAUGCAUAUUUAUUAUCGCAAAUGGAUAAUGACCAAUAUGUACCCAUAUGGACAGUAGCUAACUUUAACCAAGUCAAAAAGUUGACAACAGACAUAAAAUUGAUAACAGAGGUGCUCAGAGAGUCACCUAAUGUUCAAGUUGAUGAAGAAGGCCAAAAAGUCAGACCAAACCACAAGCGAUGUAUAGUAAUACUUCGUGAAAUACCUGAUAGCACUCCACUCGAAGAUGUAAAGAAUUUAUUCUCUGGAGAAGGUUGUCCCAGGUUUAUUUCAUGUGAGUUUGCUCAUAACAGUUCAUGGUAUGUUACUUUUGAGUCUGAUGAAGAUGCUCAGAAGGCCUAUAGGUUUUUAAGAGAGGAAGUUCGCGAAUUUCAGGGAAAACCAAUCAUGGCUCGCAUCAAAGCUAAACCAAUGAAUAGGCUACCAAUACCAGCAGUGACAAAUGUUGGUGGAAUGAAAAAUGGUUACAGAACCCCACCUCCACCACCAGUGUUUGAUCCCAGUAGUUAUCCAACUGGACAACAACGAUUCCUAUACACAAACGGUACGACGAUGCCACAAACUACAAUGCCGCCAUAUCCGAAUCAAGUACAUGUUUACCAUCCUCCAUUUUAUCACGCGGGGAUGAUGCCCUGGGGCCCUGCCAGUCCAGCUUACUUUGACAUGACUAGUGUCUUUACCAUGAACGGAAUUGCUUCCCACAGCUCCUUCAAACCACACAACGCGCGAUUCAAUCAACGAAAUAAGUUCGGAUUGAAUAAUAACAACGACUUUUUUGUACGCAGCAACACUUAUUCUCGGAAUAAGCAGAGGAACGGUUCUGAUAGAAGCGGCCUGAUGGAUAGCGGAGGUAACAUGGUACCGAUGACUAGAACCUCGCAUCCUCCAUUGAGUGGAGGUCCUGUAUCUAUAGGAGUGGCUGCGCCAACCCUCUCAAAUAUCUUGCCCAGUGCAAAACCAAUAUCUUCUUCCUAUCCAACUGGCACAAAGUUCCAGUCCUCCCAUACACCCAACGUUGUUGGAGAGGCUCAAUAUACUAGCAGUCAUGCUAAUAAAGGAUCACAGGAGAGCGACGCUCAGGCUCAAGACUCAACAAUCCAGUUUCCGCGUCAUCGUACACACCGCAGGACCAAAGACCAAGAGACACUGUCCAAGGCCAAUAGCAGCAGCAACUCUCUACCGUCGAUUAGAGAGGCUUCUGGGCCUAGCAGCAGCACUAGCAGCACACAGCAUAACCGAGGAGUCCAAUUCGACUUGGAGGCAGCGGCUUUUCCUCCUCUGCCAGGCCUCGACGUCAACGCCUCGAAACCCCAUAAUUCCUCAAGCGAAUCUACGAACCCUGACAGCACACAGUCGCAAAACAGGCUCUCCGACGUAGUCAAAGGCACUGCAAAGCUGAAGAGCACAAACAAAGAUAAAGAUCCGCAGCAGGCACAGCAACAGCAACAUCAGCAACAGUCGACGGGACCCGUAACGUCACCACCUCAGUACCAUCACCACAAUCAGCAAUAUCAUCAGCCUCAGCACCAUCAGCAGCAUCACCAGCCGCAUCAACAGCACCAUGUGCAUCACCAACAUCACCAUCACCAACAGCAGCACCAUCACCAGCCGCAUCAACAGCACCACCACCAUCAUCAGCACCAAGCGCUGAUAAAUAGCCAAAAUAGCAGGUCAACAAGCCCGGGUAAUCAGCAGCAACACCAUCAUCAACGAGUGUCAUCAGAAGCUGCUGCUGCCGCGGCCUCAUCGUCGGCAGCGGCGGCGCCGUCGAACUCAAAUACUCCUGCUAACAACAACGGCGACUCGGACGUCGCCCUCGGCACCGUCACGCUCACUCCCCCGUCAUCUCCCGAUAAAUCUAUUAAGACUGACGACUCGAACAUGGUGAAUGGCGUGGACGAGGCCAUAAGUACAAACGCACUAGCGGCGACAAGCGCCUUCGUGCCGGAAGAUACUGAUUCAGUAAACAUCAGGUGCGAUUGUGACAACAUCCCUAUCCAGAAUACCCAGUCACAUUCUGGUCUGGCAUCAGCCUGUUCGACGGACCUUGCGAGGCCGAGCUAUGCCCAAGUAGCUCAACACAGUCGCGAGCAGUCAUGUGCGAAGCACAAAAACGACGAAAGGAAUGGAAGCGCGUAAGGGGACGUGUGACUAGAGCUCUCGCUGAGUUUGAUGCUACCACUGCUCCGCUGUUGCCGCUACCGAUCGUCGUCUCUGUGCUGCAAUGAACGCGGCCGAAAAUUCGCCUGGCAUGGACUGCUGCUGCUACGAAAGAGGAGCUACCCACACAGGACGUGAGUGUGUAUGUGUGCGUGCGUGAUUAGAAAAAGAAAGAGAGAAAAACUCUGCAUAACUACACGCAUUUGGAAUGUACUCACGUGCAUAUGUAUACCGAUGUGUCUAAAGGCAUGAGUUACCACGGAAUCCGCUCUCAGGCUCCAAAUGUGUUGAGCUCCCAGAGAGAGAGAGAGAGAGAGAGUUGAGACUCUCGCUGCGCUCGUCGACGAGCACGCGUGAACACAUGUGGAGAGCCAAAAGCUUCUUACAUUGUACAGUGACUUCGCCUACGCUGAUUGACACGGUAUCGAUGGACAGAAACAAAAGAAACAAAAAAUGAAAAAAAAAUUAUAAUAAUGAUAUACUUAGAUUAUAGACCAGAGAGACUUCUGAUUAGAUGAAAUGAUUUGGUAGAGAACGGACGAAUGGCGCUUUUAAUAAUGUCUCGACGAUUUAAAGAGAAUUAUUAGAUAGAAGUUUCGCUGACAGAAUUAAAAUACCAAUAUACACAAACAGAUACACACAUACACGUGUAGAAGAAAAUAUUGUUAUCGCUUUGGUUCUGUGAUUUUGGAGGUAAAUAUUUGUUAGCUUGUAAAAACGUUAAACUAAGAUGUUACAACUUUUAAUUCCUUUCUUCAAUCUUCUCCCCCCUUAUCACCAUACAAACCUAACCAUGGCGCAGGGCUGUAACUGAGAAAGUGUUUAUUCUUGUGCCAAACCCCUUUGUAUGCGGGUGUAUAUAUACGCAUACAUGUACGCUAGAAUGCGUAUGCAUAUGUAUAUACGUAUGUAUCUAUGUGUGUGCAUAUAUACCGGGCUCUUCGAGCGGAGCAUGCGCAUCUUUAAGAAUGCAACGAAUUUCUCUUAUUUGAAUUUUUGCUUUUGUUUAGCGAGAGAAAUAUUAUGAUGAAGGAAAAAUUAAGAAAGAAGCAAACUUUUCUCAGUGUGAUCGAGAAUAUUAUAGCAUAAUUUUUACGUUCGCUAAUUUAAUGCACAUGGAUUAUAAGAUUUGUUUGAGUUAUACCGCUUGUUUCCCCUUUUAACGACUUAAAAAGCUGCAUGUCAUAUAUUAUAUACAUAUUAUAUUCAUUUUAUUAUUCUAUUAUAUAAAAGUUUAAUGAUAUAUUUUCCAGAAUAUUGAUCAGUUACCAAAUAUUCUACUAUGGGAAUUUCGUAAACAUUUUUAUUUUCAAGCGUGGAAGAUAAAAUGGAAUUUUUUUUUCAUUGAAUUACAAUUUUAUUUUAAUUGUAUCAAUUCGAUAACUCUUAUUAGCUUGUGCGUCGACGUACAAGGGCAAUUAAAAUUGUAACGAAAGAAUUUUUAAACAUGGUAUACGCCUACUAUUAUGUCUUGAAAAUUCGUACACUGCUAUUUCAGAGUAAAUAGCAAACUGUUUUUGCAGCCAUAUUAGGAAUCAAAAAGGGGACAUGUAUUUUUAUUAUUUAGAUGUAAACUAUAGUGAUUAAAGUUCAUACAAGUAUAUAGAAUGAAAAAUAUGACAAAAAAUGUAUAUAUGAUAAGAUUAACGGGAAUAGUUAUGGCUAACAAAAAACAGUCUCGAAAUUUACGAUUUCAUCAUUGUUCUGAAACACGUAAACUAGUCUGUAUAGAAGCUUUAAGAGUCGGAAAAUUAUAAGAGCGAGGGCAUGAAAUAAAAGAUUCGAAGUACUUUCGAAAUUUAGACGAGUUUAUCGUGAAUAUUUAAUAUUUUUCUGGAGACGAAAUACUUUCAGAAAUACAAAGACUUAAAUUCACUGGUUGAAUUAUACGUAGCUAUUGAUUAGAUAUCGAUAUUCUGGAAAAUAACUGUUCGCAACUGUCGAUUUGAUCGAAAUUUUUCUGUUUUUUCGAAGCUAAACAGCUAGUCAAAUCCUUAUAAAUCAUUCACACUGUUCAUAA
This is a messenger RNA of Nasonia vitripennis (jewel wasp), 5691 nucleotides long. It is a transcript of the gene Larp4B, whose product is annotated as la-related protein Larp4B. Gene Ontology annotation, biological process: positive regulation of translation. The transcript has 10 exons. The record is from RefSeq and is a predicted model, not a curated record. Bases 1152 to 3650 code for a protein of 832 amino acids. Lineage: Eukaryota; Metazoa; Arthropoda; Insecta; Hymenoptera; Pteromalidae. Gene Ontology annotation, molecular function: mRNA 3'-UTR binding. Gene Ontology annotation, cellular component: cytoplasmic stress granule; cytosol.